Messenger RNA from Trichophyton benhamiae CBS 112371, 1767 nucleotides. RefSeq lists its product as uncharacterized. The record is from RefSeq and is a predicted model, not a curated record. Gene Ontology annotation, biological process: protein N-linked glycosylation. The transcript has 3 exons. Gene Ontology annotation, cellular component: endoplasmic reticulum membrane. Lineage: Eukaryota; Fungi; Ascomycota; Eurotiomycetes; Onygenales; Arthrodermataceae. Gene Ontology annotation, molecular function: GDP-Man:Man(3)GlcNAc(2)-PP-Dol alpha-1,2-mannosyltransferase activity. The coding region runs from base 1 to 1767 and encodes 588 amino acids.
AUGCUCUCCCCUGUGGCAGCAGCAGUUGCAGUCGUGGUGGCAUUGGUCUCCCUAGUCCUUUUUACACCCUCCUUACCCGGCUAUAUCGUGCGGUCAGCCCUUCAGUGGCUAGGAUAUCUAAACCAGAAGAAGUCCGAGGCGAGAAGGGCACUGAUACGAGCUCGUGUGCGUGUCGAGGAGGAAGAUUACAGGUCGCGGAGAGCCAGACAAACCACUGGCUUGAAGGUGGAAGAGGAAGAUUGGGAGACCGUUGACAAAGAUGGAGGAGAUAAUGGACAAAGCUCAUCAGCAUCUAGCAGUAAUGGAAGAAACUGCAGUGACUGGGCUGGUAUUGUAGGGUUCUUUCAUCCGUUCUGCAAUGCCGGAGGAGGCGGUGAAAGAGUUCUCUGGGCAGCUAUAGCUGCUGUUCAAAAGAGGUGGCCGAAGGCCAUUUGCGCCGUAUACACGGGCGACCACGACGUGGACAAAGCUACAAUGUUGAAAAACAUAGAGGUGGGGUACCUAUACUCUCUGAGACGGUUCAAUAUUCAGCUACAUCCGCCCACAGUUGUGUUCUUAUACCUAUCUAUGCGAAGAUACGUGUUAAGUAGCACAUGGCCUCAUUUUACUCUCCUUGGGCAAUCGAUAGGCUCCCUGAUUCUUGCACACGAUGCAUUCACCCUCCUCGUUCCUGAUAUAUUUAUUGAUACAAUGGGUUAUGCUUUUGCUUCAGCAUUAUCUCAUUAUCUUUUCCCCAAAGUCCCUACGGGCGCGUAUGUGCAUUACCCUACCAUUUCAACUGACAUGUUAGAGUCCCUAGACGACGCAUCAGGUUCCAAAGGCCUAAAUUCAGGGGCCGGGAAAGGUUGGAAAGGAGCUAUAAAAAAACAUUACUGGCGCAUGUUUGCCCGAUUAUACGGCUGGGUAGGAUCUACGAUCGACGUUGUUAUGUGCAAUUCAACCUGGACAUCUGAGCACAUCCAACGUCUCUGGCUACCUUCAAGGCGAGGGCGAGGGAAUCAAUACCAAACUGCAAGUGUAGUUUUUCCCCCUGUUGCGGUAUCUGAACUAGAGUCAAUAAAAAUUGACCUGAGGAGUGAGCAACAAGUCCGACAGCCCGCUAUUCUUUACAUAGCUCAGUUUCGCCCUGAGAAAAACCAUUCACUUAUUCUGCACGCGUUUGCACGGUUUUUAAAGCAAUACAACGCUACAGCUGAGAGCAGAAGUGCCACAGACCCCAAAGCUAGCGCUGAUGGCGACGGUCGCUCCGGUUCGCCUCAGCUCAUUCUUAUCGGCUCAGUCCGCCACCAGACCUCGGAUGAAACGCAUAUUUACAAUCUUCGCCUUUUGGCCCACGAAUUACGGAUUCGUGAUAACACCACUUUCCUCUGUGACGCCAACUGGCCAACCGUCAUAGAAAAUCUUAGAAAGGUGUCUAUUGGCGUCAAUGCUAUGUGGAACGAGCAUUUUGGUAUCGGGGUGGUAGAAUACCAGGCUGCCGGCCUAAUUAGCGUUGUUCACAACUCAGGUGGGCCAAAGCGUGAUAUUGUCGUAGAUUUGGACGACGAAGGAGCCACCGGUUUCCAUGCCACGACCGAAGUUGAGUUCGCUGCUGCGUUUGAAGCUGCAUUAGCUCUACCAGAAUCAGAGAAGCUUGCUAUGAGGUUAAGAGCGAGAAAGUCCGCGCAAAGAUUCUCUGGAGAGCAGUUUGAGAAGAAAUGGCUAUGUGAGAUGGAGAAGUUGGUUGACCUACAGGUAAAACGCAAUGAGCGCACUGGUAACAUAUAG